AUGGCGUUUCUUGAGGGACCUUCGCCGAAGCAAGCAGAAAUAAUUAAGCAGGAACUGUGUGAAGGAUCUGGGGAUCUAGAGCGAGGAGUCAGAGACCUUCAGAGUAUGUGCGCAGCCUCACCGUACUUGCCGCCACCUGAAGUUAUAGAUACAAACAUCCUGGGCUUGUUUAUGCGAGGUUGUCGUAUGAACCAAGAGCGCGCCCGUGCAAAGUUUGAGGCGUUUUGUUUUGCCAGAGCUCGGUGCCGGGACCUCUACGAGCAUCGCUCUCUUAGCGAACCACCAUUAAAUGAUGUAGUCAAAUUUCUGGACAUAGCGCCUUUACCGAAACUCACAGAUGAGGGUCUACGAGUUACGAUAUUUCGUGUUCGAGAAAGUUAUCCAGAAAGCUCAGCCGAUAUAGUGGCAGCCGUGCGGGCUAUUUUGUUGGUCGGCGAUGCACGAAUGCAUGACGAAACUCUUCUAGCUGGUGAUGUUUUCAUCUGGGAGGCGUCAAACGUACGCGCGUCUCUCGCAGCGCGCAUAGCGAGUGCAGCCAACUCCGUACGUCGUGCUAUUCACCUUGCACAAGGCGCUUACCCGCAGCGGAUGCGUCGUAUUCAUAUCGUCGGUGCACCGCCACUUAUUGCCUCCUCUAUCAAUUUUAUACGUUCCUGCGUGAAUGAGAAGAUCAAGAGACGUUACUACAUACACCAAAAAGUUGAGGAUUUGCUGGAACACUUCCCGGCACGCGUGUUGCCUGCAGAGUGGGGAGGCCAAGAGGAGUCUCUUGACAUCAUCACUAAGAAGUGGAUCCGUCGUGUGGACGAAUUGAGGGGUUACCUUCGAGAACUCAGCGAGCUAUCGACCGUCACACCGCAGCCAAAGUUCGAUAGUGAUAUAUACGGUACCGUUGGCGCGUUUCGAAAGCUGGAUAUAGAUUAA
Parnassius mnemosyne (clouded apollo) is the source of this 924-nucleotide messenger RNA. Lineage: Eukaryota; Metazoa; Arthropoda; Insecta; Lepidoptera; Papilionidae. The record is from the annotation of a GenBank genome assembly.